AUGUCUCUUGUCGUUUUGCAGAACAUCAUGAAACGCAUUCAAGUCAGAAGGGGCCUGAAGGAAGAGCCUCGACCCGUCGACUAUUUCGAGCUGGCUGCUGGAACAAGCACUGGAGGAAUCAUUGGCCUCUUGCUGUUCCGAUUUCGGAUGACCGCUACCGAAGCCAUCAAAACCUAUGACGAGAUAGCCAAAGACAUCUUCAAGCCCAAGGUCUACGGUUAUUCCAUCGACUUUCUAGGGGAGAAGAUUUCGUCCUGGGUCAACAACAGCAAGAGUGUGGUCCAGAAUAGUCGGUUUGAUGGCGAAUCUCUCAAAAGGGCCGUCCAACGGGUGGUCGCAGACCAUGGGCUGGAUAAGGACGACAAGGCGUUGAAGGGAGAUGCGCUACUUCAGCACCCAGCGGCUGGCAGGAUGAUCAUCUGCACAACAGCUCAAGAUAGGGCCGAAACAGCUCUCAUGAAGACAUACAAGGACAACAACAACUACGUCUCUUCGGUGGCGAACGACAUCAUGAAAGAGCACCGCGAUAAAAUUACAAUCUGCCUCGCAACAAGGGCGACGUCCGCCGCGCCGACGUACUUCCCCGAGGUCAAGUGGCCCGAGGGAGCGAAAAGGCAAUUGACCUUCUGGGACGGCGGACUUCUCAACAAUAACCCUAUUGACCAGCUGUGGAACUCGAGAUAUGACCUAGUGAAGCCAGGCGAGCCGGAGCCCAAGAUCUCCUGUGUGAUCAGUCUCGGCACGGGGUGGGAGAGGGCGGAUUCGCCAAAGGACUCGUUGCUCAAGAUCACAGGGGUUCUGUCGACCGUGAUGGCCUUCUCGACCAACACGAACGCCAAGGCCAAGGACUUUUCGCGACACAUAUCGAUGCUAAAUCAGCGUGCUGAGCAUGCUGAUACCAAGUACAUCAGGUUCAACCCGUCCCUGGGGAGGAACAAGAUUGGCCUUGCGGAUUACAACAAGAUGGAGUUGCUGAAAAAACUUGCGAGGAACUCUGUUACGCAUCCGAAGGCGCAUGAGUGGAUUGAGAAGGCGGUCGAUGCCAUCUGUCCGAAGGAUGCAUGA
Messenger RNA from Colletotrichum chrysophilum, 1065 nucleotides. RefSeq lists its product as uncharacterized. The transcript is spliced from 2 exons. The record is from RefSeq and is a predicted model, not a curated record. Bases 1 to 1065 code for a protein of 354 amino acids. Lineage: Eukaryota; Fungi; Ascomycota; Sordariomycetes; Glomerellales; Glomerellaceae. Gene Ontology annotation, biological process: arachidonate metabolic process. Gene Ontology annotation, cellular component: membrane.